Paramecium pentaurelia is the source of this 964-nucleotide messenger RNA. Lineage: Eukaryota; Ciliophora; Oligohymenophorea; Peniculida; Parameciidae. The record is from the annotation of a GenBank genome assembly.
AUGAAGUAAUAUGAAUAAGACAUGAAAUGUUUAUCCACAAGAAGUGCAUACAAAUAAUUAAAUGAAAAUUGGUUUCAUACACCUAAAGCCACUCAUAGAACAUAAACACUUCAAUCUGAUAAUAAGAUUUAAAGUAGAAAUACAUUAGAAACUAAAAUAACUACAUAACAAUAUACAUCAUUCAAAGAAGAAUUCUAAAAAAUAUAAUCAAAAAUAGGUAGUUUUGUAACCACAACAAGUGAAUUCUAAUCUCCUAUGUAAUCAAUCUAUGAACAUUAAGUUUAAGAAUUAAAGACUAUUGAUAUGCAGAAUGAAAAUAUUUCUUUGUAAGUAAGUUUUACUAAAAUCUCUAGUAAGAAAUUUUGACUUUAAAAUAAUAGAUGUAAAUUCAGAAAGACUAAAUUAAACAUAAGGACAUGGUUAUUAAGAAAUUAAAUUUCACUAUCUAAUAAUUAACAUCAUAUAAUUAAUAAUUGAAAUUAUCACUGGGUUCAGAUAAUGAUAUGGAAAAACAAAAAACAUAAAUUAAAAUGUUAGAGAAUGAAUUGAUUGAUAAAAAUAAUUAAAUUUAACAAUUCUCUAAAGUAUUUCCUUUUAAAUUAUAUAGAUUUAAAAUGAAAUCAAAUCUUUAGAAGAUUUUUAUAUUAAGAUGUUAUCAAAAAUGAAAUCUGAUUUAAUAUUUUAAAAUAAGGAAUUAUUAAAAUUACUAAAUCAUGUUUAAUGCAUUAGUUAAAUUGCUAUACUUAGUUUAUAACAUGAAGAAUUACCUAUUGAUCUCUUAUUCAAAUACAAAUAAUAUGGAUUAUUUGAAGAUGAAUAGUAAAUAAAUUAGAAAAUAGAAGUUUUUGAAUUGACCAAAGAAAAUGGAAAUUUAUUAUAGAAAAUAUUGAAUGAUAUCAAAAAAACCUUUGAAUAAAUAUCUUAUCAUCUUGUUGAAGGAUUUUCAUUAUUGACUAAACAUUGA